Lotus japonicus is the source of this 2860-nucleotide messenger RNA. RefSeq names its product protein VACUOLELESS1. The record is from RefSeq and is a predicted model, not a curated record. The transcript is spliced from 15 exons. Bases 112 to 2658 code for a protein of 848 amino acids. Lineage: Eukaryota; Viridiplantae; Streptophyta; Magnoliopsida; Fabales; Fabaceae. Gene Ontology annotation, biological process: vacuole fusion, non-autophagic; endosomal transport; intracellular protein transport. Gene Ontology annotation, cellular component: endosome; cytoplasm; lysosomal membrane. Gene Ontology annotation, molecular function: actin binding.
GAUCUAUGAAGAAACACAACUUUCCUCUUCACAUUUAUAUUCUCAAUUUCUCAUAUCCAUGAUCGCACCUUGAUCCCAAUCUAGAGUGUUGUUCCAAAUCUCUCUCUCACCAUGGCCAAUGUCUCCGUAGCCGCGGAGUGGCAGCUCCUCUACAACCGCUACUACCGUAAGCCCGAGCUCUACCCAAUGCGCUGGCGCCACGUCGACCUCGCCCGCAACAAACUCGCCGCCGCCCCCUUCGGCGGCCCUCUCGCCGUCAUCCGCGACGACUCCAAGAUCGUCCAACUCCACGCCGAGUCCGCCCUCCGCAAACUCCGCCUCUUCUCCUCCUCCGGUCAACCCCUCGCCGACACCGUCUGGCGCCACCCCGGCGGCCGCCUCAUCGGCAUGUCAUGGACCGACGACCACACUCUUAUCUGCGUCGUCCAGGACGGCACAAUCUACCGCUACGACGUCCACGCUCAUCUCAUCGAGCCUAACCUAUCCCUCGGUAAGGAGUGCUUCGAGAGCAACGUCGCCGAUUGCGCUUUCUGGGGAAACGGCGUCGUUUGCAUCACUGAGGCCAAUCAGCUUUUCUGCAUCGCCGAUUUCAAAAACCCUGAGUCUGUGAAGCUUGCUGAUCCGGGGAUUCUUGAACCGCCGCGGUGUAUGGCUGUGAUUGAGCCGCAGUACACUAUUUCCGGCAAUGUUGAGGUUCUGCUUAGCGUUGGCGAGGGAGAGGAGGAUGCCGCGGUGCUUGCUGUCGAGGAGGACGGCGUGCAGCGGCUCGGUGUUGAGAUGCUCCGGGGACCGCUGCAGAAGAUGGUGGUGUCGCGCGACGGCAAGUGGCUCGCGUCGUUCACGCACGACGGGAAGCUCUUGGUCACUACGUCGGAUUUGACUGAAAUCAUCAUUGAAAGGGAGUGUGAGUCAGCUCUUCCCCCGGAGCAACUUGCUUGGUGUGGCAUGGAUGCUGUGCUGCUUUACUGGGAUGAUAUGCUUUUAAUGAUGGGUCCUGAUGGAGAGCCAGUUUCAUACCUUUAUGAUGAGCCAAUCUUUCUUAUUCCUGAGUGUGAUGGAGUGAGGAUAUUGUCCAACACUAGCAUGGAAUUUCUACAGCGCGUGCCUGAUUCCACUGUUUCAAUCUUCACAAUUGGCAGCACAUCACCUGCAGCUUUGCUAUAUGAUGCGUUGGAUCAUUUUGAUAGGCGUAGUGCAAAGGCAGAUGAAAAUUUGAGAUUGAUAAGAUCAUCUCUUCCUGAGGCUGUUGAAGCAUCUGUUGAUGCUGCAGGUCAUGAAUUUGAUGUUUCACGCCAACGAACUCUCCUGAGGGCAGCCAGUUAUGGGCAGGCCUUUUGCAGCAAUUUUCAACGUGAUCGUAUCCAAGAGAUGUGUAAAAUUCUGCGGGUCUUGAAUUCAGUGCGCAGCCCUGAGAUUGGCAUUCCUCUUAGUAUUCAGCAAUAUAAGUUGCUUACUCCAUAUGUUCUGAUUGGUCGCCUGAUUAAUGCUCACCAACAUCUGCUUGCCCUGCGGAUAUCGGAAUAUCUUGGAAUGAAUCAAGAGGUGGUGAUAAUGCACUGGGCAUGUGCUAAGAUAACUGCUUCAUUGGCAAUUCCUGAUGCUACUCUUCUGGAUAUUCUGCUUGAUAAGUUAAAACUAUGCAAAGGCAUAUCCUAUGCAGCAGUUGCUGCUCAUGCAGACAAAAACGGCCGGCGGAAGUUAGCUGCCUUGCUUGUUGAACAUGAACCUCGUUCAUCUAAACAGGUACCUCUCCUGUUAAGCAUAGGAGAAGAAGAUAUAGCCUUGAUAAAGGCAACUGAAUGUGGUGAUACAGACCUUGUUUACCUUGUACUUUUUCAUAUUUGGCAAAAGAGGCAGCCAUUAGAGUUCUUUGGAACUAUACAAGCCAGAGCAUUAGCACGUGAGUUAUUUGUAACAUAUGCACGGUGCUAUAAACAUGAAUUUUUGAAGGACUUCUUCUUAUCAACUGGGCAACUUCAAGAUGUGGCAUUCCUUCUUUGGAAAGAAUCAUGGGCACUUGGAAAAAAUCCAAUGGCAAGCAAAGGAUCUCCACUUCAUGGUCCUCGAAUAAAAUUAAUCGAGAAGGCUCAGAAUCUUUUUGCAGAAACCAAGGAACAUACCUUUGAAUCAAAGGCAGCUGAAGAGCAUGCAAAACUGUUGAGAAUUCAGCACGAACUUGAAGUGACCACAAAGCAGGCCAUUUUUGUGGAUUCAAGUAUAAGUGAUACAAUCCGUACUUGUAUUGUCUUGGGAAAUCAUCGAGCUGCAACAAAAGUGAAAACAGAAUUUAAGGUGUCUGAGAAAAGAUGGUAUUGGCUUAAAGUUUUCGCUUUGGCUACAAUCAAGGAUUGGGUUGCCCUGGAAAAAUUUUCGAAGGAGAAGAAACCUCCAAUAGGUUACAGGCCGUUUGUGGAAGCAUGCAUUGAAGCAAAUGAAAAGGGAGAAGCUAUUAAAUAUAUCCCAAAACUUGCAGACCCUCGAGAAAGAGCCGAGUCAUAUGCUAGAAUUGGUAUGGCUAAGGAAGCUGCUGAUGCUGCUUCACAGGCAAAAGAUGGUGAAUUACUUGGUCGGUUAAAAUUGACAUUUUCACAAAAUGCAGCAGCUUCGUCUAUAUUUGAUACGCUUCGAGAUCGGUUGUCCUUCCCAGGUGCCUCGUGAUUUUAUGUUGGGCAAAACUUACCUACAGUACCUUCAGUACUGUUUACUGUUUGCCAAUCAAAAUGGAACACGUGUAUUGUUUCAUCCAAGCACCAUCAAACUUUUCAUCUCAUGUUUAAAAGCACACUAGCACAAACACAAAAAUACAUUAUUUACUUGAAUUAACAUCGAUCUCAAGGUUCAAAAAUUAUAUUAUACUUCA